Molecule: messenger RNA, 1046 nt
Organism: Baudoinia panamericana UAMH 10762
Lineage: Eukaryota; Fungi; Ascomycota; Dothideomycetes; Mycosphaerellales; Teratosphaeriaceae
Exons: 1
Coding region: 324-803 (159 amino acids)
Source: RefSeq, a predicted model, not a curated record
GACACUUGUUGCAUCAACACAGAAAGCAGCGCCGAUCUGAGCGAAGCCAUCAACUCCAUGUGGAUGUGGUACCGCGCAUCAGCGUUUUGCUAUGUACUGCUCGAAGACGUAAGUACAUUGCCGGAAUUUGCUGAGGCACGGUGGUGGACCCGAGGUUGGACGUGACAGGAGCUACUAGCCCCUUACAACGUCGUUUUCUUCAACGAAGACUGGUGUCGUCUUGGUGACAACCGAACACUGAGCGCCGUGAUCACCCGUCGCAGCCGCAUUUGAGUGACGUCCUGAAUGCAGGCGAGCUAUUGCGGCGAUCAGUUGCGGAGAAGAUGUCGUGGGCAGCCGGGAGGAACCCAACACGAGUGGAAGAGCGAGCGUAUUCUCUGUUGGGUAUCUUCGACGUCCAUAUGCCUUUGAUCUAUGGUGAAGGGGAAAAGGCUUUCUUGCGGUUUCAGGAAGAGAUCGUCAAGCGCUCAGACGACAAUUCCCUCUUCGCAUGGCCCAUCCAUGACAGCUACCAGCCUCAACUGCUAGUUAACAGCCCAGACGCAUUUGCAAGCUGCGGCGCCGUCCGUUGCAUGCAAUCACGCAAAGGCCGCUCGUCCUACUCUCUCACCAACCGAGGGCUGUCCAUCAAGCUUCCUACUAUAAUGUACAGUACGGAGAUGUACUUGGUCCGCCUAGAUCGUGGUGACCCACGCCUGUUGAGCAGAGCCGACAGCGACCAAGUCGCUUCGUUCCUGAUAGAUAUAUUCCUCAUGAGGCUGGACAAAGAUGAUCAGUUUGCCAGAGUCGAGCACGCUGGAUAGACGUUCAUACAAGCGCCACCGUCGACCUGGGAUGACGAGCAGUGGCGCUUAAACCGGACAGGUCGGCCGGUGGAGCACUUGAACAUCAACGUGCGGCGAAAUCUCGUAGACGCCGACCCGUGGACAUGAACCCGGACACUUGGACUCGGCGGGAUCGGGUGUACGGUUUCCGUUUCGCCAACAAGGAGCUGAUCGAGGCAUCCGCUUCCGGCAAGGAGCGUUACCGAGUGUCUGCUAAGAAUU